AAAGACGUAGGAAACCAUUAAAAAAUGCUCUUAUAUUGUUGGACUAUUCAUGGCCAUUCCGAUCAUUGUAUCAAAGUUAUCUUGCACGCAACGAAUCAUAGUGUCACCUAAAUAAAAUAUAAAACCCGUAACGCCGGCAGAAAAUAACGCCAAUUUCGCUGUUCACCAAAAAUAUGUUUAAAAAAAAAUUAGAAUCAGAUAACAAUCAGUGGUUUUACAACUGUUAAAUCCAGUUUAACGCUGCCUGGAAAACAACCCUUCAAAUUCGGCCCAUCUGCUGGAUCAAUUGUCGCUGAUUUCAGUAAGGAGAGUAUCCCGAAAUGGCUACCAAAGUUUACGUCGUGUACUAUUCAAUGUAUGGACACGUGGAGAAGCUUGCAGAGGAGAUAAAAAAGGGUGCAGAUUCUGUGGAAGGUGUAGAGGCUACAUUAUGGCAGGUUCCUGAAACACUUCCAGAGGAGGUGCUAAUGAAAAUGAAUGUACCACCAAGGUCAGAAGUACCUACCAUAGAACCUCGACAACUGGCAGAUGCAGAUGCCCUUAUUUUUGGCUUUCCCACAAGAUAUGGCAUGAUGGCAGCCCAAUUUAAGGCUUUCUUAGAUGCAACAGGUGGAUUAUGGCGAACUCAGCAAUUGGCAGGAAAACCAGCAGGCAUAUUUUAUAGUACCGGAUCUCAAGGUGGUGGCCAAGAAACAACUCCAUUGACAGCCAUAACCCAAUUGGUUCACCAUGGAUUGAUCUAUGUACCCAUUGGCUACACUUUUGGAGCUGGAAUGUUUGAGAUGGAAGAAGUGAAGGGAGGGAGCCCAUAUGGUGCUGGAACCUUUGCUGGAGAUGGUACACGCCAACCAACCAAGUUAGAGCUAGAACAAGCAUUUCAUCAGGGAAAAUAUAUUUCUGGUAUUGCAAAGAAGCUUAAAGGGAGUGCUUGAUUGAAAAACUGGUAUUUGUAAAAUUGGAUCCAGGUAGAGGAUGCAACAGAAAUAAUUUGGUUUGUUUGUAAUUGUAUCCAUCAUUAUAUGGCAGUUUGUCAUUGAUUUCUGCUUGUCCAUUAUUGGUACCCUGCACUGUAUACAUUGUGCUCUUGAUUUGCAAUGCCCACAUUUUUGGGUGUAUAAUGCAUUAUAUUUCAUUGAUUUUUAUCAUGUAAAAA
This is a messenger RNA of Cryptomeria japonica (Japanese cedar), 1153 nucleotides long. RefSeq names its product probable NAD(P)H dehydrogenase (quinone) FQR1-like 1. The transcript is spliced from 4 exons. NCBI's taxonomy places the organism in Eukaryota, Viridiplantae, Streptophyta, Pinopsida, Cupressales, Cupressaceae. Bases 321 to 932 code for a protein of 203 amino acids. The record is from RefSeq and is a predicted model, not a curated record. Gene Ontology annotation, molecular function: FMN binding; NAD(P)H dehydrogenase (quinone) activity.